CCCAUCCCCCACAUUCCAAACUAACUAGGCCACUUGCCCCAAUCGAUAGUCACCAGCUGCGCCUGCACUCUCUCUCUCCGUCUCCAUCCCAUCCCGCCCGUCCGUCACUGUCUUGCAACGUUUAACAAAGCCGUAGCCCCGUUUCCGCCAACCGGAUCUUUCUUUGGAAUCUCACACCCAAGGUCGGGCUCCCCUCUCGUCUGGUGCCCUCCCCCUCGUCCCCUCACCCUCGCCAUCGGCCAGCCAGCCCACCACAAAUCCCACCCACCACCCCCCACCAACUACGGUCAAUCGCUCUCUUUCCAGCCCACCCAUCUCUCUCUGUCACUCACUCCUCUCUGUGCCGCUUCCAACGCAAAACGACGACGACGGCCAAUAUCAAAGCAUCUUCUCUCCACCUUCUUCCCUCGUUGCUUCCUCAACUUUCGUCUGGUAACAACCACAAACUACACCGCACCCUUUACCAUUACGUCGUCAACCCAACACAGCCCACCGCGAUACCGAGUUGCUUGCGCACAUGGACCAAGACCAUCGCAGCCACUCCGGCCCAGUCUCCCCCAGCGCUGGCAACCUCUCCAGCUCGACAAGUCCAAACCAAGAAUCAAAGCCAAAGCUACGAGCUGUGGAACGCGGAUCGCAGGCCUGCAACGAGUGCAGGAGGCACAAGAUCCGAUGUCACCCCGCCGCCGAUGACCCCGACCAUGUCAGGCCAUGUCAGCGAUGCUCUCGCAUGUCUCUAGAAUGCGUGUUCAAGAAGCACAAUCGUGGUAGAAAGCGCAAGAACCCGUUGCCGAACGACGUCGACGCCCAGUACACCCCUUCACCCAAGCAUGCGCACGUUGAUGCCUCUCCACAGCCUUAUGCUCGACCACCAGUCCCUACGGCCUCGUCAGCUGGAAGGAGCCUACCAACACCACCACCAGCGGGCUUCUGGGACCAUCCGCGAAACUCGUCAAACAACUCGUCAGAGCAGGCCCUCUUUCGCCGCUUCCCCUUUGUCGGCCUCGAUCACAUGCCAACCGAGCCCGAUAGCGGUCGUGAUCGCGAUCGGGAUCGUGGCAGCAACCGUGACCGCGAGCGCGACACGGUGAGCCAGCCCACAGUGCAGGCGUCCAUGAGCCUGCGCAGCAUGGUGCAUGCCGAACCCUGGGACGAGGCAGACGACGAGGAGGCCUACUCGGAUGAUGACAGGGCGGAGGCAACGAGGGAUGGCGUUGCCGGAGGCCUUGGCGCCGAGCGCGAUCACGACGACCACCACGCUGCAGCGCACCACCAGCAUGCUCAUAUCGCAAAUGGGCAUCAUGCAGGCGACCCAGUGUCCAGCGGCUACAUUUCUCUCGAGGAGGCACGGGUACUGUUUGCCGCAUUCGUCAAGCAUUUCAAUGCCGCCAUGCCCAUCAUUGACCCCGUUGUGCACACCCAUGACGUCGUAAGGCAGGAGGCGCCCUUCCUGUAUACCGUCAUAUUGUGCAUCACAUCGAGAUAUUUGUCGUCUACCAUCACUGGCCACCCGCAGUCACCGACCACGGCUAAUAAUGUGCACCACGACAUUGUUGUGCUCGCUCGCGACCACUUGACAUGGGCGUUUGCAGAGGCUGUCAGCACGAUUGAGGUGGUUCAGGCCGUGCUGGCUCUGAGUUUGUGGAAGGAGCCUGAUGACGAGAAGGCCGCGUUCUUCUUUAAUCGCGCCGUCAUCCUGGCCAAGGAGCUCAACCUGGGACGUGUGCCCCCACCAGGAGAGUUUGCUCGCAUGAACAGCAUCGAGAAACGCGAAACUAGGCAGCGCCAGAGGCUAUGGCUCUCGCUCUUCUCAACAAACUCCAUCUUCCACAUGCAGUUCAACCAGCCGAUGCUCAUCCCACCGACCGACCCGUUGGUCAGCACGUGCACGUUUUGGCUCAAACACGCUGCGCCUGAUCGUAUCCUCAUGGACACAUUUGUGGCGUUCAGCGCCGACUUGAGACGCCGCUAUCUCCACUACCGCGAGUUGCUCACCGAGGGAAACACACCCAGCGCCCUGAGCCUUUCCGUCCUCACAAAAUCUAUGAACGCCGAGUGGGCGGCGACCUCUGAGGCGUGGAUCCGCGAGAUUAUUGAUGCCGGCGGCUCUCCUGCCUAUGUUCACAAGCCGAGAGUUUGGUACAACUCGCUUGGCCUGAACCUCAAUUUGAUGAUUCUGAAUCAGACACUUCAGAUUCCUCCUGCUGAGCGCAUUCCCCCGUCAUCCCCGGCCACGGGCUACGGCAGCACGGCGGUGCAGUUGCGCUCUAUCCGCGCUUUCCACCACUGCCUCGAUGCUGCGUCGUCGGUGCUUCUCCGUUUCGACGAUCUCGACAAGGAGCAGCUCACGUUUGCGUCCGACACGCUCCUGCACUUUUCGCUUUACGCCGCCACCUUCCUUUGGAGUUUGUGCCGUUCGCCUGAGCUGUAUGAUUUCGAGGCUGCAGAAAUCGACUACACACGGGACCUCAUUCUCAACGUCGCCAGCACCCUCGACAGCGCGUCGGCAUACCCAAACUCGAGCGCCGCUCUCCACGCAAAAUACUUGCGCCGCUUGGUCCGCUCGCACCGUCGUGGUCACGACGGCCAGUACUCGGCGAGCGACGUUUCUUCGCUCCCCGGCAGCGAAAGAAUGAACGGCACUGGCCCGGCUCCCCACGGCGUCCCGUACCCGCGCGACCCGCAGUGGAGCCAGCGCACGGGCGCGGCCUCGAGCGCCGGCCAGCACGGAGGCGAGCUCGACUUUUUGAAAGACUGGCCUUGGGUGGGCGUCGAGUUACCGUGGAAUGGGGUGGACGAGAGCCUAUUUGCGCCACUGCCCGGUGCUGACGCUGCUGGGGCGCUGGGUGCGACUGGAUCGCAGCCGGCGCCGCCGUAUGCGAACGGCGGGGUGGCAGUCGGAUCUGCCGGGGCCGGUAUCCACGCUGGGCACGCCUAAGGUGGUAUAUCUUUAAUUUUUUUGACAUGGUUGUACACGCUUCGGCGCUUUUGGUCCAGUUUUUGGUUUUACAGGUGGCCUCGGCGCCUAUCACGUUAGAUGUUGUCAGUUGUAGAGGGGCGAGGGAUGCCACUCUUGUCUAUGCGGG
Molecule: messenger RNA, 3086 nt
Organism: Vanrija pseudolonga
Lineage: Eukaryota; Fungi; Basidiomycota; Tremellomycetes; Trichosporonales; Trichosporonaceae
Product: Protein priB
Exons: 9
Coding region: 518-2938 (806 amino acids)
Biological process (GO): regulation of DNA-templated transcription; DNA-templated transcription
Cellular component (GO): nucleus
Molecular function (GO): zinc ion binding; transcription cis-regulatory region binding; DNA-binding transcription factor activity, RNA polymerase II-specific
Source: RefSeq, a predicted model, not a curated record